Molecule: messenger RNA, 714 nt
Organism: Aspergillus oryzae RIB40
Lineage: Eukaryota; Fungi; Ascomycota; Eurotiomycetes; Eurotiales; Aspergillaceae
Product: fungal specific transcription factor domain-containing protein
Exons: 3
Coding region: 1-714 (237 amino acids)
Source: RefSeq, a predicted model, not a curated record
AUGUUCGCCAUAGACGCUCAUCGCGAUUUCAAAGAACCCUCAGAUACGCCCUGGUUCCUCAGGGAGAUACAGACACGAUUGUUUGCCUGUAUGUACCAGGAUGACAAAGUCAUUUCUAAUAUCCUUGGCAAACUACCUCGUGUACCCAGACACUAUUGCAAUCGCAAGCUGCCUCUGGAUAUAAGUGACGAGAGCCUGUUAACUCCCGGACUCACACCGGAAGGUUAUAGCCGCCAGGAAUCUUCUCCAUCCGACUGGUUUCGCGCUCGCUACAUAUUUGCCACACUGAGGGAGGAAAUUCUCAGCAUCCGACUAGGGCCUAUGAAUGCAUGCAAUGAAGCAUUGAUCAGACGAAUAUCCACGCGGAUCCAAAAAGCCUGGGAAGGACUCCCCUCUCGCCUAUGUUAUGAUCCCAACUGUACCAACUUCUCGAUGCCUUACCAUUACCUCGCUCGGCUUCUGCUCUACCUUGAAUAUCUCGAUCUAAAUUUAUGCACGCAACAGGUGCUUUUUGAUAUCCUGGGAAAGGACGAUGACACAGAACUCCUGAAGGCUGCAAUGAUGUUGAUGGCCACAACGGCCAACUCCAUGCGCCGCUUUUCCAGAAAGUUCGGGGCUUCCAAAGACACUGCCACGAUUUAUUUGAUGAUUGGGAUUUACUUCCCCAUCGCCCCUUCAAUGACCCUGAAGGAUGUCGAUUGGGCAAACCUCUAG